CAAUCUUGGAAUGUAAUUAUGGGUGUAUGAAGUAAUGUGGAUUAAAGACGGAAAUAACUUUCACUGAUAGGAAUCAAGGUCCAAUCAAAUCUGUGAUUGCAUGAAUGUGCCUUUUAUCCCUAUUCAUCUAAUUUGAGACCAUCGAUAACGGACAAACGUGUUUCCUUUGGCAAGCUGAAAAGUUCCCCGCUAGAUUAGAACUAAAGCGUUUUGGCGCUGGAUUUAUGUGUGUGGUUCAUGUCAUCAAAAUAUCCCACUGGAAGAAAAGAUGGGCGAAUCGGAUUGUGGUUUAGGCGCAUAAUAAAUGGUUCCCAUACACAGACUGAAAAAUGUGAACUUAUCCCGUUUUCUGAAAAAGAAAUUGAAUGUCCAGUUUGUUUAGCGCCUGCUGAGGACCCAUUACAGCUAAGUUCAUGUGGUCACUGUGCUUGUGCAGCAUGUUGGAGGAAUUUCAUCUCUAGCCAGAUCGAAAGUUUUGCACUUGCACAUCUCACAUGCGUAGCAUGUUCCGAACUGUUACAGCCAUCAACAAUUAUCCAUCUUCUAUCCGCUGUUUCUAAUCGCCAUGAGUCUUCAGAGGGUAGCUUAAAAGAAAAUCAAUAUGCUCGCAGUUUAUCUCGGUAUGAAGAGUUUUUACUCCGAAGGGCACUGUCACGUGAACCGGAUGCAAGAUGGUGCCCUAGAGGUUGUGGAUAUGGAUUGAUUGCAUCCUCCUUUCAGGCCUGUCCACGAAUUGUCUGUCCCCACCCUUUGUGUGAAGGCCGUUCAUUUUGUUACAAAUGUCGAAGACCUUGGACUUCUGGUGAUACAAGUGAAAGUUCUUCAGAUCAAAAUAAUGUUACCCAUGUCUGUCCAUCUGAGCAGGAUUUACGUAGUAAUGCUCUAGAUAAUCUGCGCGCCUUUUUUGGUAUUCGACACCUUAAUAGUCAAAUGCCUGGUCUAAAUACCAUUCCUAAUGGUUCUCAGCAGAAGAUUUCUGAAGGUGUUUUGCAAAUGAGUGUAAGUCCUUCAGCCACUACAAAGGAGAAGCGUUAUCGUGUAUCCAAAACACUUCGCAGUUCUACUGAUUACACGAAAGGUGCUCGAUUAUCUAUGGAGGAAUUAGUUGGAGAAACUGAUUCUGGAAAUGUUGGUACCAAUACUCCCAAUCUAGAAGAAAAGCAUUCAUCCUCUGAUUCUGAUAUGACUAAAUCCUUUGAAUCGUCUAAAACUGAUAGACGCGCUUCCGUGGAAUUCAAUGAACCAGGCUCUGCAGUUAAGCCUUGUCCUAAUUGCAAAACUCUUAUACAAAAAUUAAACGAUGGAAGUUGUAAUUCUAUGGUUUGCUCAAUUUGUAAUUAUGAGUUUUGUUGGUUAUGCUUACGUGAAACAACAGCUACACAUUAUCUGAAUUUUUCCGGUUGUACUGUAUUGGGUCGUAGUCAGUGGUCUAAACUUCGUCGUGUUGUGACUGUUUGUGGUAUUAUGCUAAGUACACCUAUUCUACUUCCACUCGCAAUUAUCUUAGCACUGCCUGCUAUAUCCGUUUGGUUCACCUUCUCCAUGGCCAGACAGGCUAAUCGAGUGUUACUAUCGAAAUCCAAACAUUUACGACGAUUUGUCGUAUUCUGGGUUGUCGUCGCUGGUCUUAUUUUGUAUCCAGUAUUAACAGCAUUUACCUUCAGUCUGCUUAUUCCAAUCCUUUUGGGUUACGUGUACUUGUAUCUCCCAAUAAGUCUAUUGUGCUCACUUCUGCGACAUGAAAAUGGAGUCCAGUUAGAACCCACAGAAUUAGAGAGGCUCCAGUCAGUGAGUCCCAUUCUUGUGAAGGAGUUCGGGACGAAGAAUACAGAUAUUAAAUUGACGGAUGAAAAUCAUAAUGAAUCAGAAACUGUUGUGGUAGUAAACGAAACAGUAUCCAUGGAUUGAGAUCAAACUCUCAAGCUUUGUAACAACACUUGUUUAUCAUCUUGAAGUCUUUCAUUUCUUAUCCACUGACAAUGUGAUUCUCUUCUGCCCUUAUUGACAAAUAUUUGCAUUGAGUAAACAUACAAACUAAUAUCCUUUUAAAUUUCUUGGUAACUUUAGAGAUAAAGCUGUGAUUUUCAAUUCCAGAUAUGCUGAAUCAUAUUUAGCGUUAUUCUUAUUUUCAAUUUGCUUUGUUUGUACACUCUUAUAAAUUGUUAUUUUCUGGUAAAAAGAACAAAUAUCUUGUUUAGAGUGUAUCUUACUUUAUGUUUACUUGUAUCCAUUAUAAUAUAGAAAGCUAACGUACUGCUUGAACACUUUAACAAAGAAGAGUAGUUAUUAAGUACAACAGUCAGUUAAUUAAAGGCUCUUCUUCACCUCAAAGUGAUCAGAAAUUAAACUGCUUACAGUAUUAUGAAUCAUCUGCGAGAUUCAAUUAUUAAUAAUCACCUGUACCC
This is a messenger RNA of Trichobilharzia szidati, 2405 nucleotides long. The record is from the annotation of a GenBank genome assembly. NCBI's taxonomy places the organism in Eukaryota, Metazoa, Platyhelminthes, Trematoda, Strigeidida, Schistosomatidae.